AGGAAUGCUGAUUAAUCUAAUUAUUUUUUAAUGACUAACUUAAACAUAAAUAUGUUCUUGCAAAAGAGUUGUGAAAUUCAACUCUGAACAAAAAUAUUAAAAAUGUAAUCAAGAAAUUACAUCAUCACUAGGUAAACAAAUAUAAAUCAUCUUCUUCUGUAUGUUUAAUUUGCAGGGCAGAGAAACACAAAUGAUAUGGAGAGUCAACAUUUAUCGAUGCUAUACGCAGCCGCAACGAAAGGCUGUAUACAAACCUUAAACUCCUUAAUCCAAACAGAUCAACUGAUUCUUCAUAAAAUCUCACUUUCGUCUUUUGCAGAAACUCCGCUGCACGUAUCGUCUCUACUCGGGCAUCUCGAUUUCACCUUAGCUAUUCUUGAAAAAUGUCCGGGAAUGGCUGCGAAGCUCGAUUCUCUGCAACGCUAUCCUCUUCACUUAGCUUCUGCAGAGGGUAAUACUGAUAUAGUUAAAGCUUUGUUGUCCGUAAACAAAAAUGUAUGUUUGAGUUGUGAUGAAGAAGGAAGAAUGCCUCUGCACUUGGCUGCCAUGAGAGGCAGUCUUGAAGCUAUACGAGAAUUGGUUAGGUCUUGUCCUGAGUCGAUUUUUCAUGAGUUGCUUGACGAUGAAGAUACAGUAUUACACUUGUGUGUGAAAUAUAACCAACUGGAUGCUUUGAAACUGUUGGUAGAAAUGGUCAAUGAUGAUGAGUUUAUCAGUAAAGCUAAUCGAGAUGGUAAUACCGUCUUGCAUCUAGCGGCCAUGCUCAAGCGAUUCAAGAUGAUAAAGUACCUGAUUUCAUUAUCUAAAGUAAAAAAAAAUGUGAAUUCCAUGAAUAGAAUGGGAUUAACAGCCUUGGAUCUGCUAGAACAAUGUUUCAGAGACUUCAGAAGUCUCGAAAUUCGAGACAUUCUACGAGAAACUGGUGCUAAAAGAGCAGUAGAACUGAAUCACAACCUUCUGAUUCCGACAACAGCACUGACUGUAUCCGGACAAACAUCAUCAAAACGUAAAUCAUGGUUUCAGAAAUGCAUGAAAUACAUACAAUACGAUUUAGAAGAAACACGAGGCGCACUGAUGAUCGUUGCAACUGUAAUAGCAACCAUGACUUUCCAAGCUGCAAUGAACCCGCCAGGCGGUAUUUGGCAACAAACGUACACAAAUUCCGGCGGCAGUCCUGUUUGUUCCGAAACAAACAUAUGCCAAGCCGGAACUUCUGUGUUAGCCUAUACAUACCCAAACGAUUACACUAAUUUCCAGCUAUGGAAUGGUAUUGCGUUUUUUGCAUCGCUAUGCGUGGUAGCUUUAGUUGUUGGUGGAUUUCCUCUGACGAAUAAAUUGUGUGUGUGGCUUCUGGCGCAAGCUAUCGGUAUCACGCUGAUUUUUCAUGCUCAGAGCUAUGUAAUGGGUAUAAUAUUGGUUACUCCGUCGAGAUUAAGAUCAGAAGUGGAAAAAGCGGAUGUGAUCAUGUUUCGAAUUUUGUUAGGGGUGACUUUUUGUGCCUGCAUUAUUGAAUUUCUCCGGUUUUUUGUCUGGACAGCGAAAAGAGUGCGGCAAGGUUGGUGUAGAGUUAAUAAGAUUUUCUACGGAAACUGAAGUAUAUACUUUUAUAGAGCAAUUACCAUUGUUCAAUUUGUUUUAUAUAUAACUGAACUUUUAUUUUUAUAAUAACAAGAGGUUACUUUGUAGCAA
This is a messenger RNA of Mercurialis annua (annual mercury), 1689 nucleotides long. RefSeq names its product ankyrin repeat-containing protein BDA1-like. The coding region runs from base 196 to 1593 and encodes 465 amino acids. Lineage: Eukaryota; Viridiplantae; Streptophyta; Magnoliopsida; Malpighiales; Euphorbiaceae. Gene Ontology annotation, molecular function: protein binding. The transcript is spliced from 2 exons. The record is from RefSeq and is a predicted model, not a curated record.